This is a messenger RNA of Panicum virgatum (switchgrass), 3231 nucleotides long. RefSeq names its product rho GTPase-activating protein REN1-like. Lineage: Eukaryota; Viridiplantae; Streptophyta; Magnoliopsida; Poales; Poaceae. The coding region runs from base 316 to 2886 and encodes 856 amino acids. The transcript has 23 exons. The record is from RefSeq and is a predicted model, not a curated record. Gene Ontology annotation, biological process: signal transduction.
AAGUGCGGGCGAGGAGGGACGAGCAAGCCCCCAGCGGCGAGAGAAAAUAGAGCGGGGAGACCGGGGGCGGCAGCGGUGGAGGAGGGGGAGGGGAUCGACGGAGCCACGGAGGCGCGAGACCAGGAGAGAAGGAGGUGGCGCGCGCGCCGACGUGAGAGAGCUCGGGGGUCGCGUCGAGGCCGCAGAGAACAAAUCUCAUGAAAUCAUCACUAGUAACACACUGUAAGCGGCAUCUAUUUCUUGUUGAAGAACAUCAAUUCAUCGGUGGGACAGAAAUCCCUGAAGUCUUCGCAAGUGAGCCACCUACAGUAGACAAUGUCAGCUUCUUAUCAGCAACCCAAUGAGAAUAUCAGUCAGGUCAAGGCCUGCCGAUGUGGGGCAGGAGAUUCUAACUUUCAGAACACUAAUAAAUCUGAAGCUAGUGAAAAUUCACCAACCACUUGUCCAAACUGUCAGGUUCUUAAGAGUGGGAAUUUACUGCUCUCGUCUAAAGGGAUUGGCUGGACAGUAUGGAAAAAGCGCUGGUUUAUACUUACAAGGACAUCAUUAGUGUUCUUCAGGAGUGAUCCUAAUGCUCCCCCUCCCAGAGGAAGUGAACCAAUUGUUACUCUUGGCGGAAUUGACUUGAAUAACACUGCAAGUAUGAUAGUCAAAGAAGAAAGGAAAACUAUAACAGUGGUCUUUCCUGAUGGUCGCGAUGGACGCACUUUCACCCUUAAGGCAGAAACUACAGAAGACCUAAAUGAGUGGAGAAGUGCAUUAGAGAGUGCUCUGGCUCAGGCACCCAGUGCUGUGAAUACAGCUGGACAACAUCCAAUUGUCAGCAAUGACAUAACAGAACCUGCUGAAACUGCUGUUGAACAAUCGGACGGUGCAUCUGUAAUUGGCAGACCAGCAGAAUUUGCACUUGUUGAUGCUGAUGGCAAUACAGCAUUCUUGGAGAAGGCUUUAAAAUUCAUCGAAGAUUAUGGUGUGAAGGUUGAAGGAAUCCUCCGUCAGUCUGCUGAUGUUGAAGAAGUCAAACGCAGAGUUCGGGAUUACGAAAAGGGAAAGAAUGAGUUCUCCCCAGAAGAGGAUGCACAUGUUAUUGGUGACUGUAUUAAGUGCAUUCUUCGAGAGAUGCCAUCUUCUCCAGUUCCGGCACCAUGUUGCACUGCCCUGGUUAGAGCUUACCGAACUGACAAGACAAGAAGACUUGAUGCUAUGAAUAGAGUGAUAUAUGAAGUUUUCCCAGAACCAAAUCGCCAAUUGUUGCAGAGGAUUCUCAAAAUGAUGCAGAUUGUUGGAUCACACAAAGCUGUGAAUAGGAUGUCUGCAUCCGCUUUGGCAGCUUGCAUGGCACCGCUUCUUCUUCGGCCUCUUCUUCUUGGUGAAUGUGAAAUUGAUAGUGACUUCAGUAUGGCUGGGGAUGGUUCAUUUCAGCUGCUUCAAGCCGCUGCAGCUGCCAACCAUGCUCAAGCUAUUGUUAUUAUUAUGCUCGAGGAAUAUGAUCAGAUAUUUGAUGAUAUCGAAGACGGUUCAUACUCUUCAGAUGCUUAUACUGAGUCUGACAUUGACAAGGAAUAUUCGACAGAAAAUGACAUCCCUGAGGAUGAUGGUUCCUAUGGUUCUGGUGAAGAUGAUGUUGAAGAAGGUUUGAAUGAUAAUACUGGGCCCUCUUCUGGCAGUAGAAUUCGAAAUACAGAUGACCAGGUUAAUAACAAUAUCCCUGGCCCUGCGUGUGAUGACAACGAUAAAGUUGUUCAACCUCCUGCGAAGACCUUGAGAAUAGAGCAUGGUGUGCCAUCAGAAGAUAGUAAUCAAACUUCCUCUCUUCCAAAAGGGGAUGAUGCCUCUCAACUGGAGAACAACCUUCCAUCCCAAUCAAAACAAGAAUUGUGUGAAUCAAAGAGAUCCACAGAUCCUAUACAAAAACCAAAUGCCCAUUCAUCAUCUUCGAGAGCAGAGCUUAUGGAGAAAACAAGCAGCUCAACUAAUGAAAGCAAACGGAACUCAUGGGGGCGUACUUCAGCAAGAAAAGACCUCUCAACAGAGGAGGCGGACUGUUACAAUGAUGAUGAUGAGGCUCAUAUUGUGAAGCUUGAAAACAACAAGAGUCAUCUCCAAUCUAAAAUUACAGAGGAGGUAAGAGAAAAUACAGUCCUCCAGGCAAGUCUAGAAAGGCGAAAAGGAGCACUACAUGAGCGCCGUGUAGCACUUGAAAAAGAAGUGGAAAACUUACGAGACCAGCUGCAGAAGGAGAGAAAUUUAAGGGCUUCAUUGGAGUCCGGGUUAAUGAAUAUGCGAAGAGGACAUGUGUCCUUCCCGUCAACGAUAGACGGCAAGACUAAGGCUGAUCUUGAGGAAGUUGCCGCCGCUGAAGCUGACAUCAUGAACUUGAAGCAAAAGGUUUCCGAUCUUCGUGGACAAUUGAACAACCAGGCCCAACUGAGUUCCACUUCAUUAUGUGAAUCAUGCAACAACAAGCAACUCCUAAAUGCAGACAAGCUUGUCGAAGGGGAACAAAAUGCUGCCCUUUCUCCAGAGAUUAGCUCCUCAGUCAAAGCACCAUCAACUUUAAUGUCUAAUUCUGUACCUGACAUGUUCUGGGCUACAAACCAAAUGGUUCAAAAGAUGUUGACUUCCAAGGAUGGCCAAGACGGGUCACUUGCCACAAGGUGGAACUUUGCGCAGAACAGGGUUCCAGGUUCAAAUACGCAUUCAAGUAAUAAAACAGAGGAAUCUGGGGUCGCAGCAUCCUCGGCAUUAGCCAAGCUGACUAACCGACUCAAUUUUUUGAAAGAGAGAAGGGCGCAGCUUGCUAGUGAGAUGCAAAACUUAGAUCUGGGUCGCCCCCAGGCCCAGGGGCCUACAGCUACAGCUCCUCCGAAAAGAGAUUCCAGCUGAGAAGUAAAAUUGUGUUACUGCAUAUAUUCCCGGAAGAGGAUUGCUGGCAAUGUUUUCAGAAACUUUGAUUGGACAAACAACCUAGUUAUAGAUUAACAUAUUCUGGACAUCAUGCUGGUUAAUCGUGUCUUCACCAUAAUGUUAUUGGUAUAUAUACCAGUUCUGUAGCAACGUAACUGACGGUCAACCUGGUAUGUACUAUUCUCUUCAAAUACUCUGGGCCACAUCCCAAGUACAGUUGCCGGGCUGUAGGCCAGUUCGAUUAGCUUGAGGUACUCGGAGUGGUAUCUAUUAUUCACCUCAGUUACUUAUGAUCAAGCUUUGUAAGAAUAUAGAUUUUUUUUU